This is a messenger RNA of Scomber japonicus (chub mackerel), 1358 nucleotides long. It is a transcript of the gene tmem45b, whose product is annotated as transmembrane protein 45B. Lineage: Eukaryota; Metazoa; Chordata; Actinopteri; Scombriformes; Scombridae. The coding region runs from base 120 to 962 and encodes 280 amino acids. The transcript is spliced from 6 exons. The record is from RefSeq and is a predicted model, not a curated record.
GAGAGACAACAGGUGUGCACAGUUUACACAGACCAGAGAGCUCUCACACUCUGAUAGCUGCCAAGAAACACAGAUCUCUCGAAUUUUGGGGAAUUAGCAGCAGAAAAUAAGGCCCAACGAUGGCCAACUUUGGAGGACAUGCCAUCCCUGGCACUUUUUUCCUGUUCUAUGGCUUUUGGCUGGCGGUGAAACACACUCUGCAACACUACUGGAGGACAAAUCAGCCUAAAGGAAGACAGAUUUUGCCUCCUUCCUUUAAAAGAAUGGAGUAUAUAGAGGGAGGACUCAAAAUCUUUGCUGCAUUUGUUGGUAUUAUGGUUGAACAGUUUGUGGUAGAUGGGCCACAUGCCCACCUAUAUGACACAGAAAAUAAGUCAUGGGUCAAGCUGAUGAACUGGCAGCACGGCACAAUGUAUCUGUUCUUUGGGAUCUCCGGAAUAGCACUGGUUGCCAGUACUGCUUCCAAAAUGGUGCCAGUUGGUGUUGACCGCCUCGCUCUCUCCUUGGCUCUUUUUGUUGAAGGGUUUCUAUUCUAUUUCCAUGUGCACAAUCGGCCCGCGCUUGAUGCUCACAUUCACACCCUGCUGCUAGUGGCAGUGUUUGGUGGAUCAGCCAGCACCAUGUUGGAGGUGUUCAUGAGAGAUCACAUUGUUUUAGAGCUACUCAGGGCAUGCCUGUUCAUCUUGCAGGGCUCAUGGUUCUACCAGAUUGGAUUUGUACUUUACCCAUUAAGUGGACCAGAGUGGGAUUUGACAAAGCAUAACAACAUCAUGUUCGUCACUAUGUGCUUCUGCUGGCAUAUAGCUGUGGCCCUGCUUUUAGUCGCCUGCACCUUUGCUGUGGUUUUGCUCGCAGUGAAGCGACUCUCAGGAAAGGGACACGACAUAGAGAUUGGAAUGCGACAAACAUCCUCCAGUUCAAACUACCAGAAAGCUUUGCUCGAAGAGUCGGAUGAAGAGUGAAUCCUUUGUUGUGUUUUCUUUGCAAAUUUAACAAUGAUUUCAAAUCUGUUUUUCUGUGUCAGCUGUUUUGUACAAUGCACUUUCAUAAUCUUUUGUAUUAAAAAAACAAACAACACAACUCAAUUUCAAAGUUGUUUCAAAAUGAUCUAUUAUAGUAUUUUCACAUAUGUACCAUGAAUUGUAACCUGAAAUGUAUGAUCUGUUAACAAAUGAAAUAAACACCCGAAAAGAAAACUAUACUAAUAAUAUAUUAAGACAAAUCAACAAGGAACAAUAUUUACAUCAAACCAACUUAUGUCCCACUAGUAUGACAUUUCCCAUCACUGUAUCACAUCAAACAGUUGUAUAAAAAACUGAACUAAUUUAAUAUGAAUUGACUUCAGGUUAUGUUUAGGU